Molecule: messenger RNA, 3641 nt
Organism: Haplochromis burtoni (Burton's mouthbrooder)
Lineage: Eukaryota; Metazoa; Chordata; Actinopteri; Cichliformes; Cichlidae
Product: solute carrier family 13 member 1
Exons: 16
Coding region: 1014-2789 (591 amino acids)
Biological process (GO): monoatomic anion transmembrane transport
Cellular component (GO): membrane
Molecular function (GO): sodium:sulfate symporter activity
Source: RefSeq, a predicted model, not a curated record
UUUAAAUACUUUGCCAGCAGAGACACAAGCAAGCAAGUUAUCCAGUAACUCUGAGACAAACCUGAAGAAGAUCUUGGAAGACUGUGUGUAUAAUUUCAGGAAUACGCAACUUGUUCUUGGGAAAGUUUACCAAAUAACUGAGUAAACCCACUUCCAGGAACAUAGACCUCUAUGAACUUCUAUUUUAAAACGUGCAACUCCAUCAGAAACUUUUCUGAAUGCCAGGAAUGGAGAUCGUUACUCAAACCAAGAAUUCUUGCCAAAAAUCAAAUCCUCUCUCAAGUGUUCAGCGUUAUGUAACAAACACGCAGAGCUCCUGGAGAGGUAUCUUCCCAACAAAGUAUUGUUUUUGGAAAACCUCACUAAACCAUAGUGAGGUUACAACUAAUUCAAGCAUAAUGUUGCAUAACCUAUUAUGAAACAUUUUUUAAAGCAAGGUCUUUGACUUAUGACCUCCAUUAUAUAAUUUCCGGACUGCACUGUUGGACAUUUCAGUCGUGAAAUCUGGUCACAGUAAUUUUAAUACAAUAGUUUUAAUAAGCAGUUUCUUCCCCACAAAUAUUCAGAUGUUGUGAGCUAAACAGCUGCAACAUGUUUAGGGUGGUGAACUCGAGUAUGCGCUCUGAUUUGAGGCUUUUUGAGGGGGAACUCGUGUAGCAUCUCUGUAGACAGACCCACACGGACUACAGUAGGCGGCCAAUGUGAACCCCAGUACUGGUUCAUAAAAAACAAUGGGUGAUGUCAUGAUGUCCAUCUUUCAUAAACAGUCUGUGGUUUCAGUGUUAAUGUUCAACAGGUUCAGGUGACUGUGGAGUGAUUUAAAGUGGUGCUCGGGAUUUUAUUUGAGUGAGACCAUCAAGACCAUCAAGAUUACGGUCAGCCAGGAGCAGAGGCUUCACUUCCCCAUUUCCUUCACUACAUCAAAACAGCACCUUUCAAUCCUGAGGUGGCCAAGCUGCUAGAGCCAAAUAACUGCGGGGUCACAGUAGGAUCCUGCAGGAGAGACGAAAUUGAUGUGCGACCGGAGGAUGCUGUCGAAGCUGAGCGAAGCACUGUGGAACUAUCACAGCCUUCUCCUGAUCAUCCUCACGCCGCUGCUGCUGCUCCCUCUUCCUCUGGUCAUCGGAACAAAGGAGGCAGAAUGUGGCUUUGUGAUGAUGCUGAUGGCGAUAUACUGGGUGACGGAGGUGAUUCCACUGUCCAUGACCGCCAUGCUCCCCGCCAUUCUCUUCCCCCUCUUUGGCAUCAUGUCGUCCUCCAAUGUGGCAAAGGAGUAUUUUAAUAACUUCCACUUCCUGCUUGUGGGUGUUGUCUGCCUCGCCACGUCCAUCGAGAAGUGGGGCCUCCACCGCAGAGUCGCCCUGAGGCUCGUCACCUUGGUGGGGGUCAACCCUGCUUGGUUGUUGCUUGGCUUCAUGUCCGGCUGUGCCUUCCUCUCAAUGUGGGUCCAAAACACAUCAGCUGUUACCAUGGUGAUGCCCAUCGUAGAUGCUGUUCUCCAACAGAUUCUAAAGGCGAAUGAAGAGGGAUACUCUGGUGAAGACAACCCUACCCUGGAGCUGGACGAAAUCAACAACUGUACUGCAAAAAAUAAAGAAGCUCUGAGUGACAGCACAGAGCCAGAUGUCCCCACAGAAACCUUCACUUCUGUUCAAAUACCAGCAGAGUCGCAGCCUGCAGCAGACGAGGCUGCAGAGAACGUACCCACGGCCUCCUGCAGGCGUCGGCAGGGCCGGAUGCUAUGCAAAGCCAUGUGCAUCGGCAUCGCCUACUCCUCCAGCAUUGGCGGCAUCACCACGCUGCCGGGAACCUCUGCUAACCUCAUAUUCUCUGAGUACCUCAACCACGUUUACCCAGACUGCAACAGCAUCAACUUUGCCAACUGGUUCCUGUUGUGCCUGCCCAUCAGUGUUAUCAUGCUGCUGCUGACAUGGUUCUGGCUGUACUGGCUCUUCAUUGGCUCAGACUUCAAGUUCCUGUGGCAGUGUCGGGGAGAGCAGUCUGACAGAGAGAGGGCGGUGAAAAAGGUGCUGGAAGACGAGUACAAGAAGCUGGGAGCCAUUAGUUCUCAGGAGAUCUUCACCGGGGUGGUUUUUGUGGUGAUGGUUUUGUUGUGGUUGACCAGAUCUCCAGGUUUUGUACCCGGCUGGGCUUCCCUCUUCCCUCAUAAAUCCAACUACAUCACAGAUGCCACUGUGGCUCUGGUGCUGGGCGUCCUCCUCUUCUUUGUACCUGCUCACGGACCCUCCAGAAAAUAUGAGGCGAUGAUCUCUUGGAAAGAGUUUCAGGCCUCCAUGCCGUGGCAAGUUGCCCUGCUGGUUGGUGGAGGCUUUGCCCUCGCUAAAGGUGCAGAGGAGUCAGGUCUCUCUUUGUGGGUGGCCAGGCUGAUGACACCUCUGGGCGACCUCCCGGUCUUAGCAACAGUCACAAUUGCCUGUCUCAUUGUCACCACGCUAACAGAAGUGACCAGCAACGCCGCCACCAUCACCAUCUUCCUCCCCAUUCUCUCUCCUCUGGCCGAGGCCAUACACGUCAACCCGUUGUACAUCCUGAUCCCUGCCACCCUGUGCACAUCCUUCUCCUUCCUCCUGCCAGUGUCCAACCCGCCCAAUGCUGUGGUGUAUGCCUAUGGACACAUCACUAUCAUGGAUAUGGUGAAGGCGGGGCUUGGUGUCAACACGAUCGGAGUCCUCUCCCUCUUGCUGGCCAUGGCAACUUGGGGAAUUCCUCUGUUUUCGCUGGAUACAUACCCUGAGUGGGCACCGACCUUCAACUCCACGACACCUUGAUGAGCGGACCCUGGAACUUAGUUUUCAGUGGUCAGAAUCCUUAUAGAGACUCCAAGGAGAUUCUUGCUAGAGUGAUGUUAGACAGGCUAUAAACUAAAGUUAAAAGCUGUUAAAAAUAAAAUAAAAUAUUAAUAUUUAUGUUUGUUUAGUUUAAAAGAUCUAUCUCUUUAGUUUGAGUUCAUGGGCCAGGAGCUGCAAAGGGAAGUCGAGUUUUUCUGGAAGGUAAACGUCAUCCUGGAGUGUAAUUAAUGCAGUUUUGUAAGAUGCCACCAGAUUCUCACAGUUACUCAUCAGGUGUCAUUUUGCAUUAGUAUGAAACAUGUGCAGGAAGUUGGAGGGUUGCUGUCACAAUCAGUCAGUUUGUUAAAAAGCACAUCAUGGUUCGGUUCCUUCAAGACCUUCAUUUUCUGUGCUUUCUUGUGUUUUUUUUUAUUUCACUUACACUUAUUGUUAGACUCUGAUAAGGAUUUUGUUAGGGUUUAAAUACACCACUCCACAACAGUAAACCUGCACACUGGAAAAUUUGUGUAGCGACCCCGUUUCACUAAUGCCAUAACCCAUAAGAAGGGAGAAAAGGUUGCUGCCACUCGGCAUGCAUCUAUGCAAUACGCUGAUUAGUUCAUAUGUUUUCACUUUUAGCUGUUAACUGGGGCUCUGUUGUUCUUCCCUUUUCUAUAGAUUUCUAAUCAGGGUUCAAUUCUAUGCGUCCUUCUUAAAUCCUGUCUCUGGCAAAAGCUGGGAUACCACACUGGAAGUAGCACAUUUUUGACUGGCUCAGGGAUUUGUGUAAACCCAACAGGAGAAGUUUGGAUAUGUGUGUGUUUUGUUUUUUAAAGUUUUCAAUAAACUGUG